GUUGGCCUAAUUUUGAUUCACCACAUCCAACAAAAUCCAGCCCCCACCUCUCUCUCUCUCUCUCUCGCACCAGUAGAUCGCACCCGUCCACGCGUCCCGCAAUCUCCUCCAAUUUGAAACUGCCCCAGCCCACAACCAACGACGGAUGGGAAGCAGAGCAGCGCCGCCGCCGGCGGGACACCACCCGUCGCCGGCCAUGGCGUCCUCCGCCUCCGCCACCGCCGCCGCCGCCGCGAAGGCCGACGCUCCCUUCUGCCCCAUCGACAUCUCGUCCGACGAGGACGACGACGUGACAGUCCUUGGCUCCUCCAACAGCCGCGAGGAGAUGCAGAUCCAGCAGGCCAUCCUCCUCUCCCUCGACCCCUCUCGCGACCAGGCCACCGUCCCCUCCUCCUCCGGAACCGCCGUCGCCGGGGCCUCCGAAUGGUCCAUUCCAGGCCGCAAGGGGAGGCGCAAACUAGGAUCGGAGCUGCCCCUGUUUCCUGUCGAUUCCAGCAGAUCUCCGUCGAAACCAGAGACGCGUCAAGUCAUCGACUUGGACGACGACAGCCCCCCUCAAGUGAUCGAUCUGUACGACGAUGAUGGCUGCAGCUUGAUCUUCCUCAAAGACAUCGCCAGCGGCAAGAGGAAGCUGUUCGAGAAAGGCGAAUGCUCCAACAGCGCCAAGGGCUUCGACUGCACGAUCUGCAUGGAGACGGUUCCCGGCGUCGAGCGCUUCCGCAUCCCCGGGUGCCGGCACGCGUUCUGCGCCGGCUGCGUGAGGCAGUACAUCGCCGCGAGGGUGGAGGAGAACCUGCUGGCCAUCGGCUGCCCCGACCCGGGCUGCAAGGACGGCGUGCUGCACCCGGAGGAGUGCCGGCGCGUGAUCCCGGCGCCGCUGUUCCACAGGUGGGGCGCCGCGCUCUGCGACAUGGCGCUCGGCGAGCUCAAGUUCUACUGCCCCUUCAAGGACUGCUCGGCGCUGCUGGUGGACGACGACCCCGGGGACGGCGACGCGGCGGCGAAGGUGGAGUGCCCCCAUUGCAAGCGGGUGUUCUGCGCGAAGUGCAAGGUGCCGUGGCACGAGGGGGUGGAGUGCGCCGAGUUUCAGCGGCUCGGGGACGACGAGCGCGGGCGGGAGGACCUGCUGCUGAGGAAGGUGGCGCAGCAGAGCAAGUGGCAGCGGUGCCCCAAGUGCAAGAUCUACGUCGAGAGGGUGGACGGCUGCACCUUCAUCGCCUGCAGGUGCGGGCACUGCUUCUGCUACCUGUGCGGCUCUACGAUGGCGAGGAGCAACCAUUAUUGCGCAAAGUGCAAGCGGUGAUCGGUGAAUCAUCUUAAAAUGCACAAAGCUACUUUAGGGAAGGAAGUAAUUAUGCAGAUAUUGACUAUAUCUGUAUAAUGGUUUGGCGGUACUAUUAAUAUUGACUUUAGUUGGCAUCAUUUGGCUCGUGCAACUCUAAUGCCACCUUGGCCAUCACUAUGAUAAUUUGACUUUACAGGA
Messenger RNA from Aegilops tauschii subsp. strangulata, 1483 nucleotides. RefSeq lists its product as uncharacterized. The record is from RefSeq and is a predicted model, not a curated record. Gene Ontology annotation, molecular function: zinc ion binding; ubiquitin-protein transferase activity. NCBI's taxonomy places the organism in Eukaryota, Viridiplantae, Streptophyta, Magnoliopsida, Poales, Poaceae. Gene Ontology annotation, biological process: protein ubiquitination.